GUUAGUGAGCCGAAUGGCAAUCGGUUGCACGAAUGGCGACGAUCGUGGCGAGCGGGCAACGAAUUCGAAUUUCUUUGGCGGGGCUCGUGUUUAGUAACACUUCCACUUCGAACGCUUGACGAUCUCCACAUGUGGGGAGUGUGCUGUGCCCGACGAUCGCAGCAGCAGCAAAUCAGCGUUUUCUUAUCGUGUGUGUGUUGAGAGAGAGAGUCAGACAGACAGAGAGAGAGAGAGUCGGAAAGUGAGACAUAUUAAGUUUGUGGCUAGGACCAAAGGACCUAUCCAAGAUGUUACCCAGAGAUCUACGGCAUCUCUCGGGUCUGCUGGGCGCCGUUGUUUUGCUGGCCAGCGUUGUGUCCUUUGCGGAGGCAUCAAAGGAAUGUAACACAACAGUAUGUGACUGCAAAGGCAUCAAAGGACGACAGGGCGCCAUCGGGCCCUUUGGAGUCAUCGGACUGGAGGGAGCACCUGGCGACACGGGACCAUACGGACCACCCGGCCGACUUGGCGAAAAGGGUGAUGUUGGCGAAUACGGCGGAGUAGGCGAAAAAGGACAUCGUGGUGAGAGUGGACCACAAGGACAACCCGGUAUUCCUGGUAAUAGAGGUAUUCCCGGCGAGGACGGUCCUUCAGGACCCCGUGGUAUCGACGGCUGCGAUGGACGGCCAGGAUCGAUGGGCGAACCCGGCAAGCCCGGCGAAAAUGGAAAGCAUGGUCAGAUGGGUGCUCCGGGUAAUGCGGGAGCACCUGGUGAUGCCGGCGAGGGCGGCAUCAAUUCGAAGGGCACCAAGGGUACCCGCGGUGAGCGCGGUCAGGACGGCACCCAAGGACCGCCUGGAUUCGAGGGCGAUCGCGGCCAGAAAGGUGACACCGGUUUCGCGGGCAUGGAGGGUGAGAAGGGUGACCGCGGCUACCAGGGCGUCAAGGGCGACACUGGCGAGCCAUUGGAGACGAACUACAGCUACCAGGGCACACCCGGUGAGAAGGGUGAGCCCGGCGAGGGAGAGCCCGGAGCACUGACCUCUGACUCGUCCCAAAAGGGCUACAAGGGAUACAUGGGCAAGCGUGGUGUGGAUGGACCAGUUGGACCGGCUGGAGAACGUGGUCCCUUCGGACGAAAUGGACUGCCCGGCGGUCGUGGUGAUAUAGGAGAGCCCGGAGAGCGUGGCAAGCCCGGCAAGGAUGGAGAGUCUGGUGUCCCCGGUAAUAAGGGCGUUAAAGGUGCCCCCGGAUACGACGGUCAGAAUGGAAUCGACGGUAGGCCCGGUGAUAGGGGUGAGGACGGCUUCGACGGCACCCCCGGUAUCCAGGGACCCCAAGGACCACCCGGUAUCUACGACCCCACUCUUAGCCAGUCGCUACCCGGCCCGAUCGGUCCUCAGGGUGAUCUGGGACCGGAGGGACCACGCGGCUUGAACGGAGUGCCCGGCAAGCAGGGACGCCGCGGACCACAAGGACCCGCCGGCCAGCCAGGAGACGAGGGAUUGAGCGGAAAUCGCGGCCCUCCCGGACGCAGUGAACGAGGAGAGGCUGGUGAUUACGGUCUGAUGGGUCCUCCUGGGCCUCAGGGUCCUCCCGGAGAGGUGGGACCAAUCGGACGCACCGGACUGCACGGCGAUUCUGGCCUCAACUUGAUCGGACAAAAGGGUCAACCCGGAUUGAAUGGCCAGCCUGGAAUGUAUGGAUAUCGUGGCGAGCGUGGAGAAGUCGGCUUGCCCGGAGACAAGGGUUUGCCUGGCGAGGGCUACAACAUUACGGGGCCCAGGGGUGCCCAGGGUCCACCCGGAUUGCGUGGCCGUCCCGGUGAUGAUGGCCUGCCUGGCUAUCGAGGCUAUCCCGGUGACAAGGGUCUGCGAGGCGACGACUGUGGCAUCUGUCAUGCCGGACCUCGGGGUACACGAGGCCAGGAGGGUGACACCGGUUAUCCAGGAACUCAUGGCAACCGUGGCCUGAUCGGCAUCACCGGUGCCCGUGGCCCAAAGGGUGCACAGGGCAAGCCCGGUAAACCCGGUUUCCCGGGUAUUCGAGGACUGCCUGGUAUUCCCGGUGAACCUGGAGCGAUCGGAGCUAAGGGUCGUGCCGGAGUAAUUAUAACCAUUGGUAACCUGGUUAAAGGAGAAAGGGGUGACGAUGGCGAUUUCGGUGCUCGUGGAGUACAGGGAUUGGAUGGAGACCAGGGAUUGAACGGCUUCCCCGGCAGUCAAGGUGCUCGUGGUGAGCCCGGUCUGCGAGGCGAUUACGGCGACACUGGAAGGCCCGGCAUCGAUGGACGUCCCGGACGUAAUGGAGUCGAUGGAAAGCCCGGUGUCACGCCUUCAGUCCCCAAGCAACGAUUGGUCGGUGAUGCGGGUCGCAACGGUCGCCGAGGCGAUCGUGGUGACGACGGAGAACGCGGCUUCAAGGGCGACAAGGGUGAGCCACAUCCCGGAGAGAUUAUUGACAACAGGGGUGAACGUGGUGACUUUGGAUUCCCCGGACUGCCCGGCUUUAGAGGUCAAAAGGGCGACGACGGAGAUGUCGGAAUCGAAGGCGAGUUUGGUGACCAAGGACCGGUUGGUGACACAAUCGAAGGACCAGUUGGAGCCAAGGGCUAUCCAGGCAUUCCCGGUGACUAUGGACUGCAGGGCGCUCCCGGAGAGCCCGGCAUGGAUGGCGAACCUGGAACGGACGGCAAUCCUGGAUACAAGGGCCAGCGUGGUGAGCCAGGACAAUCGGUUAUACCCGGAGACAUGGGUAUACCCGGUCGAGUGGGAGUGAAGGGCUACCCUGGAGACGUCGGUUUGGCGGGCCAAUACGGAGCUCCAGGCAUUCGAGGUCUUAAGGGACAGAAAGGUGAGGUGGGACCGUACGGCGCUACCGGACUGACCGGCCUUCCCGGCAAUAAGGGUCAACGUGGUGACUACUUGGUCGGCCCUCCCGGCCCUGCAGGUCAACCCGGUCGAAGCGGAAGCAUCGCUCUUCAUGGCACUAAGGGCCAGAAGGGAGAUUUUGGCGUCCAAGGACCUUUCGGCGGAAGUGGCGUCAAGGGCAGCAUCGGUUUGACCGGCUUGCGUGGACCUUUGGGCAACCCGGGAGUAGCAGGCUACCCAGGUAGCCCCGGAAUCGGAGGAUUGCCGGGAAUGGUCGGCGAGAACGGUGAUCGUGGUGAGAUUGGAGCAGAUGGACGACCUGGUGACAUUGGACCACGUGGAGCUGUCGGUGAUCUGGGUCCAAAAGGUCUCACUGGCGACAUUGGACCGUUUGGAUAUCCCGGAUCCCAUGGACGUCCCGGUAUCAAGGGAGUGCGUGGAGAUAGAGGUGUACCCGGUUAUCCGGGAGUAAAGGGCGCUGCCGCUUACAGCGGCAUCAAGGGAGAUGCUGGUGAGCCCGGCUACCCUGGACUACAAGGCUACAUAGGAGCUCCGGGAGCUAAGGGAUUGCGAGGACAGCCUGGUGAUUCACCCGAGGCGUUGGAAGGUCCCAUCGGUCGCAAGGGAGAGCCGGGAAAUCCAGGACGGGAUGGACUUAAUGGUCGCUACGGUUUGAAGGGUCAGCGCGGUGAUCGUGGCUUCGCUGGUCAAGCCGGUAUUCGAGGUGCUCCAGGAUCUAUCGGAGUGCCGGGAUAUCGUGGACGCAACGGUACUCCUGGUCUCAAGGGUGCAGUUGGAGAACGUGGACCCGAUGGACCCACCGGACCUAAAGGAGAAAAGGGUGACGAUGGAAUUUACGGUCUGAAUGGACUUCCCGGAAACCAAGGUCCUCAAGGCCCACCCGGCAUCCAGGGUCCCCAAGGACUGCCUGGCGACGAAGGAGAAAUCGGCUAUCCCGGACGUGUGGAGAACUUGGGUGAUCGUUAUCUCUACCGCGGCUUCCCCGGAGAUCGUGGAUACGAGGGAGCCCAGGGCGAGCAGGGUGAUAUCGGCCUGGUCGGAUUCAUCGGACUUCCGGGCGCAAAGGGCGAAAGAGGAGAUAUUGGUCCCGUCGGAUAUCCAGGCUUAGAUGGUAGUCCAGGACUCAAGGGCGUUCAAGGUGACAGGGGAUACCGAGGUCUGCCAGGCAUACAGCUGACGGCCGAACGAGGCUUGGAUGGUGAUGCAGGAUACGAUGGACGUCCCGGUCGCCCAGGACGCCCGGGCCAGAAAGGAGCUCCCGGUGAACAAGGAGAGUACGGAAGGAAUGGUGCCAUUGGCCACCAAGGACCCGAGAUCCAAGGUCCUCCUGGUCCGCAAGGUGAUGCGGGAGCGCCAGGAGCACCCGGACGCCCAGGCUCGUAUGGAUUAGCGGGCGUUCAAGGAGAACGCGGCAGUCAAGGUCUUCAGGGCCAGAAGGGAGAGCCAGGCUAUACCGUUUGGGGCAUGCAGGGCGACAUUGGAGAUGUUGGCUACCAGGGAGUUUCUGGACCCGACGGACCCAAGGGUGAGCCAGGCUACCCCGGUCGUCCGGGUCAGUACGGCCGCGCAGGACCACAAGGACCCCGAGGCCUUACAGGAGAGAUCGGUUGGGGAGGCGUUGACGGCGUGGACGGUCUGGCGGGCGUGAAGGGUCAGCCGGGAGAGACAUUCUCGUACUCCUUCGCUCGCCAAGGCGACCGAGGCGAACCCGGAAUAGAUGGCUUCAAGGGCCAGCGCGGUGAAACCGGAGCUCCUGGAUUGGAGGGAUACAUCGGCUAUAGAGGCGCCAAGGGCUACAUGGGUGAUCAAGGAGAAGUGGGCUAUACUGGUGCCGAUGGUCCCCAAGGACCCCGCGGUGACCAGGGUGCCAUCGGUCUGACUGGUCGCACUGGUCUCACCGGUAGGCCCGGAGCACCCGGAGAUCCGGCUCCACCACCACCGCCGCCAAAGAGCCGUGGCUUCAUCUUCACCCGCCACUCGCAAUCCGUCAACGUACCCCAGUGUCCCGCCAACACGAAUCUGUUGUGGGAGGGCUACUCCCUAUCCGGUAACGUUGCUGCCAGUCGUGCUGUUGGCCAGGAUCUGGGUCAGUCCGGCUCCUGCAUGAUGAAGUUCACCACCAUGCCGUACAUGCUCUGCGAUCUGAACAACGUGUGCAACUAUGCCCAGAACAACGACGACAGCUUGUGGCUGUCCACCGCCGAGCCCAUGCCGAUGACCAUGGCCCCCAUCGAGUCCAAGGACCUCAUGAAAUACAUUUCCCGUUGCGCGGUUUGCGAGACAUCCACGCGGGUCAUCGCCUUGCACUCACAGUCCAUGUCCAUUCCGGAGUGUCCUGGCGGCUGGGAGGAGAUGUGGACUGGUUACAGUUACUACAUGACCACCUUGGAUAACACUGGAGGUGUUGGCCAAGACCUCGUCUCCCCGGGCUCCUGUUUGGAGGACUUCCGUGCCCAACCGGUGAUUGAGUGCCAUGGCCAUGGACGCUGCAACUACUACGAUGCUCUGGCUUCCUUCUGGCUCUCGGUAAUCGAGGAACAGGAUCAGUUCAGUAAGCCACGCCAGCAGACCCUGAAGGCCGACCCGACCAGCAAGAUAAGCAGGUGCACAGUCUGCCGUCGUCGCGGUGACGCCUUUAUAACCCGUACUGUGGUCCAGAGGACUUCCUCGUCCUGGUCAUUAGGAUCGAGCUACGACCCUGCCGGCGAAUCGCGCUCGUCUGGAGGAGGACCUGGCUUCAGCUCUAGUUGGUCAUCUGGUGGCGGAGCCGGUGGCAAUUCCGGAUCUGGAUCUGGCUCUGGCUCUGGCUGGUCUUCGGGUGGAAGUGGUGGAGCUGGCUCUAGCUGGUCAUCCAAUGCUAGCCCUGGAUCUGGAUCAAGCUGGUCAUCCAAUGCUAGCCCUGGAUCUGGAUCAAGCUGGUCAUCCAAUCCAAGCCCUGGAUCUGGCUCUAGCUGGUCAUCCAAUCCUACCCCUGGAUCCAGCUCAAGCUGGUCAUCCAAUCCUAGCCCUGGAUCCGGCUCAAGCUGGUCAUCCAAUCCUAGCCCUGGAUCCGGAUCAAGCUGGUCAUCCAAUGCUAGCCCUGGAUCCAGUUCCAGCUGGUCAUCCAACAACAGACCCGGCUCCAAUGCAAGCCCCGGAUCCAACACAGGCGCAUGGUCAUCAGGCUCCAGCUGGAGCACUGAUCCGCGAAACCCCGCUGCAUCGAACUACCGCACUUACGACGGCAACAGGCAACCGUACUCCCAGGCGCCCAGCAACUACUAUAGCGGCAGGUACAACCAGGCCCAGAGACGCCCGGCUCCCCAGAACUACAAUGAGUACGCCCGCCAAGGUGACUCCCGUACGUACCGUCGGCGCACGCGCGAGGACACCAUCGCCCCAUAGAUUUUCACUAAGUAGCAGUUAAAUUUUUGUCUUAAGUCUAUUGCUAUCCUAUCACGAUAACGAUAACGAUCCAAAACCAAAAACAAAUGAAACCAAAACCAACAACCAUAACCACCUAGUAAGUGCCAUUUUCUGUGGAGUUGCAAUCUAACACAAAGUGUCACAGUGCCGAAAAAAAAAGGAAUAUCAUAGUAGAGGACGCGAGGAGUAUCCACUGCCUGCAUAGCAACGAAAGAAUGUCUUGCGACUCUGAUGGAAUUAAUGUAAACGUAACAAAAACCAAAAACAAAACCCAGUUUUUUGAUAAAUAAAAUGUACACAACAUAAAACAAAUGCA
Molecule: messenger RNA, 6591 nt
Organism: Drosophila ananassae
Lineage: Eukaryota; Metazoa; Arthropoda; Insecta; Diptera; Drosophilidae
Gene: vkg
Product: collagen alpha-1(IV) chain
Exons: 9
Coding region: 288-6254 (1988 amino acids)
Cellular component (GO): collagen trimer
Molecular function (GO): extracellular matrix structural constituent
Source: RefSeq, a predicted model, not a curated record